Messenger RNA from Porites lobata, 1020 nucleotides. The record is from the annotation of a GenBank genome assembly. Lineage: Eukaryota; Metazoa; Cnidaria; Anthozoa; Scleractinia; Poritidae.
AGACUUAAAGACUGCGACCCAGGAGCAGCCAAAGUUGGCUUCUGCACUGAUUACACAUCUCAGCCGAAACCAUAUCCUCAUCCAGAUAAUCCAAACAUUAUAUUUUGGGAUUUACCAGGAAUAGGGACCGAUGAAUUCCCCGCAAAGACGUACUGUCAGAGAGUAGAUUUGAAAAAGUAUGACUCAUUUCUGAUCUUCACGGCGAACAGAUUCCGCAGGGAGGAUUCAAUUCUGGCCGAGGCCGUUUCAUCGAUCGGUAAGAAGUUCUUCUUCGUCCGCUCGAAAAUAGAUCAAGACAUUGAAAACGAGACUGACAUAUUAAGUACUCCUGAAUCAUUCAAUGAAACGAAUUUCCUCGAAAAAGUGCGAGUUGAGUGUUUGAAUAAACUGGGUGACCGACUGAGCAAUAAGCAGCAUAUUUUCCUGAUAAGCAACAUGUACCCCAAAAAAUGGGACUUCAAAGAUCUGGGACAAGUCAUUCUAGAUAUUUUGCCAACAGAUUUGAGCGAGUGUUUGACCUUGUCCCUUGGCGUUCUAAAGAGCUUGUCAACUGAAACGUUAGAGAGAAAAGUCGCAGUCCUCAAAAGACGAAUAUGGCUGGUUGCAGGGGCUUCUGCCGCGGUCGCAUUGGUUCCGAUUCCUGGUGUUUCUACAGUGGCUGAUCUCGGUCUGAUUGUCACAGAAAUGGAAUUUUACAGAUCCCAGCUUGGUCUGCCUAAAGAUAGACCAGAUAAAUUUGAGAUGCUGACCGAGCCCACUCAAGUCAAAGCCAAAAUGUACCUGAAAUCUCUGGAAUUAGCUGUAAAAGGUACCGGAUGGUUGGCAGCCUAUGGCAGAGAAGCAGCUGCUAAGGAACUGGUUCGUUUUCUUCCAUUCGCUUUAGCAACAGCUAGUGCAAUGUCAUGUGGUACUACGUACUAUGCACUUUUGCAUUGUUUGGAAACAAUGGCAGACGUGGCAUUUGCCGUCCUUUGCGAAGCCACCGAAAAAACGGCCGAAGAUUUGCCAGAUAUAGAUUAA